AGUAUGGCGGACAGCGAGAGUGAUUUGGAGACAGACGGGCUGGAAUUAGCCCUGGACACACUGUGUAACAGACACUGCAGCAAUGAGUCGUCUCUGAAAAGCAAGGACUAUUGCUCUGAGUUUUGUGAGCUCGUUGAGGAGUACACAGGGCAAUGUCAAGUUCCUCUCCCGCAGCUGAAGGUGCUGCGGACAGCACUCUGCAGUUUCACCAAAGCCACUGCUGCCUUCCCUGAUGACUGCCAGCACGUCCACUAUGUUCUCAGUAGUCUGGCCUUGAGCUUCUUUGAACUGAUGCUGUUUUUCAGCAAAGAAGAAUUUUUGGAAGACCCUUUAAAAGACAUCCUUGAUUGUUUUCAGGAGUGUCACUCUCAGCUCCUGAGGCAUAGGAAUGGCUACCUUCAGCAUGUGAAGCAGAUCAUCAAAGCAGGAGGCCCAUGGGAGAAUCCAGUGCUGCAAGGAAUCAUGAAGGAGACAGACUUGUCAUCAAAAGCGGACGUAACCAGCUUAAUUGAGCGGUACAGACUGGAGAGGAGUGUUGAGGAGUACUUGAGCUCGGAGUUGCCAGUAUUCUUGGAGCUACGGGUUCGUUAUCUGCAAGCCUGUGAACGGAUGCAGGAAGCUAUGGCCCUGGCUAAAAGCUGCCUGGAAAAUCACGAGGCUGGAAAGCACCUGUACUUUCAUCAGGCCUACCUGACCUGCCUCUACAAGGCCUCACUGCAUGAACAUCUCCACAAAGAGAUGGCAGAGAUAGAUGGCCGUGAUGCAGUGGAGAUAAUCUGCAACACAGAGAGUGUUGAAAAAGAUGAGCUCCUGUUGUCACUGUGUAAAGCUUUCCUUACCCAGCAUCUACACAAUGGAGACAUGUAUUACAUCUGGGACCUGGUGUUCAUCUGGAGUAGGUUGCAUCUUAGGGCCCAUCCCUCCAGACAAGGCUUCUUGGCUGAGUGCUUACAGCUGGCUUCCUCUGCUACCAAUGUCAGAGCCAUCUUCCCCUUCAUCAAGCUGGUCACCACCGAGGUGGGUGGUGAAGGAAUCCAGGUGUGUGUGGAGCUUUGUGCCAGGGCCUUGCAGCUGUGUGACAUGCAGGCUGACUCUGUAACCCGGUCACUGGUCUGCAAGACUAUCGCCUUCCUGCUGCCUCAUGACUUGGAGAUCUGUCGAGCAUGUGCCCUGCUGGUCUUCUGCCAGGAACGCAGCCUGGAGGCUUACCGAACCGUCUGCCUGCUUUACAUGCAUCCUGACCAGGAGCCGCAUCCCCACAACAGCCCUGUCCGGACCAGUGUUCGCUUCCAUAUUCUGCAGAUGCUGAAGGAGCGUCUGUGCUUUGACCCUGAGUUUUGGAACUUCCUGACCCUCAGGACUCAUUGCUUGGAGCUGAUAAGUGACAAGGUCAUGAAGGCUGCUGUUCUAAAUGAGAUGAAGGAAGAGGAGAAGGAAUACAGUGAACAGCCAUUAGCAAAUAAUUGUUUAAAUGACUCAUGCACUCAAGGUUUUGAUUUGUGCCAGUGCACUGAAGCUACAUUUGUGAACCAAGACCUUCCAGAAGAGCAGAUUAUAGAUGGAGAGGCCGGAAAGUGUGUUUCUCCAUCAGAUAAUGCUGUCUUGAAGAGGAGAAAGUGGAGGAGGAGACUGCGAAGGAGAAAACAUUCUGCAUCUGACGAUGAGGCAGACCCUGGUGACGAUCCAGAGAUCAAAUACAAUCUCAAGUACACCUCAAUGGGUAAUAAGCCCAUGUAUUCACUGAGACGCAAUCACGCUAACAUGGAAAGUUCUAUCUCUGCAAAGCUCCCUCUGAACCGCAAGAGAGAGUAUUUGUCUAGAUGUGUGAAGAGCCAAAUUCUGAAAAGGAAAGGUCGGAAGAAAAGAUGGUUACAGGGUCUCCCAAAACCAGAGCAGGUACAGAUAGUUAAAGAGAAGAAGGUCAAAGUUAAAGGGAAAAAACGGGGAAGGAAACCUUUACUCAGAUUCGAACUAUCUUACCCUGAUAAUGAAAUACUCCUUACUGAGGAAGAAUCUGGUUUUGUUGAGAAAACUGACACAGAAGACAAAGAGCAGGAUAUGGCUGGUCUGGAGAAUGAACUUAGGCAAAAGAGUGAACCCAAACAGCUUGAGCCGGAAAAUGGACUCAGGAAACAUACUGACUUGGUCUGCGUUAGCAGUCUCAGUGAGCAAACCCAAGAGGAAUCUGAGACACAGCUUGGUUCCAAGCUUAGGGAAGGUCCUCCUAAUGAGCAUCAAGCUGCUGUUCCUGCUGUCGAAGCGGAUCCUGAGCUCGAUGGACCACCCUUAGAGUUACUGGAUUGUCCAGUAGAACUGUUACACAGUUACUCCCUUAAAUCCAAAAAGCCUGAAAGUGAGAAACUGCAACCUCAAGAAUCCUCAGCAGCAGAUGAGCUUAAUGGUGAUGCAGAACAGGAGUCCCAACCCACAGUGGAAACAGAAGUCUCAAAUACUGAGGUGAAAGCCAAGAGAACAUGGAAGGACAGAGUACUCCGUACACAACAGUAUGCCCACUUGACGUAUCACUGCAACUUCUGCCGCAAAGACUAUAAAGGCUUGAAUGUUAUGAGGCACGCUCUCUCACACCUUAAGAGUAGCAAACUAAGAUGUAUACUUUGUGGAAAAUGCUUUAAACAGCUUCCUUUUGCCAAAAAGCACGUUCUGGACCACAUUGAUGAAAUGUGCAAGCAAAAGCCCCCUGAUAAGGAGCCAUGCACCGAGGACACCCUAGCUGCUAAUGGAAUAGCAGAUAAUGUGGAAAAUCAGAACCAGCCUCAGGAUGAAAAUCAGACUUCCCUUUCUGAUGAGGAAACUCCUGAACAGAAACCUGGAGGCAAAACUAAAGUUUCCAGCCUCAAGAGGGAAGAUCGAAUCAUCAGAAACCUCCGCACCCUCAUCAAAAAGACAUCUGUGCUUCACAAAAAGUGCAAGAACCCAAAUGCAAACAUUUUCAAGCAGGUAGAUUUCAAGGAUGAGCAGGUCGUCAUUAAAGAUGGCCUGGUGAUCGUAAGAGAUCCGUCUGUGAUUGAGAAGGAGGGGGAAGAAGAGGGGAAGGAGAACCCAGGAGGAGAAAAUGGCUACGGUGUGGACAUCACAUAUCACCUGUGCCCUUCAGAGUCCUGUGAUAGAGUGUUCUUGAGGAUCAGCACCACACUAACGAGGCAUGCUAUCAAAUGCCAUAUCAGUGAAGAGAAGGUGCUGGAGAAGACUUUUGUUUGGGCCAAGCACAAGUGUACCCUCUGCCUCAGGCAGAUACAGUUUUUCCAGCAUUACAAAGACCACAUGAAGCUCCACAAUACUCCUCUCCAACACUUCUGUUACCAUCUAGAGUGUAACCAGCGUUUCUUGACACAGCAGGAACUGAAGGACCAUGUCAACACCCACCAGCCCUUCAGGCCCCAGUGUCCUUUCACAGACUGUGAGAAGCUCUUCUCAACCCUUCAGGGCCUCUAUGACCAUGAAUGGAGACACUACAUCCCAGCUCCUCAGAGAGAGGAGCUGGAGUUGGGACCCAGCAGACAGAAAAAGCAAAAUGCUGAAGCUCCGUGGAAGCAGAGGGUGAAGGUGGAGGAGUUAUGGCUGCAGAAUAAAAAGGGGCAGAGGGAGAGUCCCACUCCUGAUCACGUUGAGGCCUCCAAGCUUGAGGAUCUCAGGGAAAUGAGCAAAACUGAAGAGCAGGAUUGCGAAGUAAAUGUUCCAAACAGUGGUGAAGACCUGUCUAAAUCAGAUAAUUAUUCAGUCAGUUAUGAGCCCAUGGACAACAGCAAAGCCACCAUAAAUGGAUUUGAGGAUGAGACAAGAAACGUGUCAGAUGGACCAAACUCCACGUCACAUACUGGUGCUGAUGCAAGCGCUCCAAGUAAGAAGUGUCGAAAAAGGACGCCGAUCGAGUGGGACCCUUUGAAUGUCCGAGACCUCGAGGAUUUGUCUACUCUGGCUGAGGGAGUCCAGCAGAAACUGGGGGAGCCGCACAUCACCGAGCACAAAUCCUUCAAACCCGAAGAUCCCUCCUACGCGACUUUUGUCAAAGCCCCCUUCAUCCGGCCGCCACCCUCCACCUACUUGGAUGAAUCUCUGCUCUCAAUGCGCAAGAGGAGGUCCACUGACGAGACCGCUCUGAGGAAAAAUGUUUACUGGAGCAAUAAGAAAAAGAAGGAGCCCGUCCCAGAGAAGGAGCAGCAGGUUAAUGUCGUGGCCCCUGAACAGAAGAUCAGACAUCGCUGCAACAAAUGUCUGUCCUCCUUCAGCAGCUUAGAAGAAUUACAGAAACACCAAGCCCUUAACACCUGCUCUGCACUCUUUGGCUUUGAUUCGGAUGAUGAAAAUUAGUAGUGCAUGAAGAGGAGCUGAAGCCGGAGUGACCUUUAUACUCACCUGUCACCUGGCUCAGGGCAAGUCUUGAGGAUAAAUGAACACUGGAACCCUUUCUCCAUACUCAGAUACAGCACGUGUUUAAUUCUCAGAUAACAAUUUCUUUAAACAAAGGCAGGAUAUGCGCCAAAAAUAGUUAAUUGGAGGAUUUUAUCAAUUGAUAAAAUUUCUGAAGCAAUACUUAAUACUAAAACUAGCUUAUAACACAUUGUUUUUCUUCCAAACAUCAUCAGUGUGCACUUUGUCCAAUAGGGGAAAAAAAUCAGUUAUAAAUCUAUUAAUUCUUGUAAUCUAGGAUAGGUCAAUAUUUAUUCACCUUUUCAACAAAAUUGGUUACGAAGACAAAUGUUGUUGUUCUCAGCAGAUGUGAAAGAGCAAAGCCUGGGAACUGAGACACCAAAUACAGUACAAAGUACGUACAGCCAUAAAAUAACUUCACACAAAUCCCAGUAUUCCCUUUUUAGACCACAUAAUGUCAGUGUUAUGACAAACACACUGUGGUUUGUGAACCUGAUUUGGAAAAGAUGCUGCUCAUUUUGCAUUUCUAAAACACUGUUACUGAAACAGCUACACACUGUUUCAAACUGAAUCUGAAACUUAUUCCACAGCAAGUACUGACAAAUUUAAUUCAGUCAUUAAUUUUCAUUUUUCCUGAAUAGGUAGAAGGAGGCAGAGCUGGAUGUAUGGAUAAAUAAAACCCUUUGGCCUUCUCUAGCAUCCAUGCAUGCUUAGAGGUCAGUAAUCCAUCACAUUACACAAUUAUGAAAAUAGUUUCCCAGUCUGCCUGGUCUGUUUCUUUGUUGCCAUGACUGCUGUCAGUCACUCAACAAAUGAGCUGCAAACACUUUAUUGGGUAUAGUUUGCACCGUACUCUGAGUCAGACGUCAGGGCUAUACAAAAUCCCCCUCAUGCUUUUGGCAAACUGCAUCCCUCCCUUUAGAACCUGGUGCAGCUACAAAAAAUUAAAUGUCACUUCCUAGAAAUGCCAGUGGAUUUUAAUAGUUCAUUUCUUUUUAUCUUUCAGUUAAACCUGUUGACACUAUAAGGUACAAGUCCAUUUGGGUCAUAUGCUGAAGUCAGGUCAAGUGAGCUGUGGAUCAAUCAGUUUAUUUAAUUUUUAUUUUUGCGACGAUUUCAAAGAAAAAAAAAACGUGUCCAUCAACCUGAUUUCCUGUCCCAUUGUACUCAGAGGGACAUCUUCCACAUCUGGCUCCCUCAGCUGGGGUGUUCGAAAUGAUGCCGGAGACAAGGCAUCAUUAAUGGCUUAUGGUUUAAAAGCACUAUCCUGUUCUAUCCUUUAGAGUGUGGAUUUUACAUGCAGUAAAUCAUUACCAGUGUUUUUCAACUGUAUGAAAUAUAGUGAAAAAUCAUGGUAAUUUAUGGGAAGCUGAGCUCAGUGUGUGUUGCCCUGUAUGUUCAGAAUGUAUAGUCUUCCAAAUGAAUCAUGCACCACUCUAAGCUUUGGUCUAUAUAGAGGAUGUAUAAAAAAAAAAAAAAAAAAAAAGGUUCAUUAGACAUGACAGUGAUAGUGGAUAUGUGGUGGUUGUGUCCUCUCUCCACAUCAGUAAACUAUUCAAAUUUAUUUCAAUUCUGAAUAAAUCCUCCAAACCCGUGUCACAUACACAAACUUUUAAGAGGAGGUUUUCACAGCUCAAACUGUGUGGACUGUUGGUUUUUUUUGUUGUUAGGCAGGUUUGGGUUCUCCCUUUGUUAACUAGUCCUCUGGUCAUGGUAUGACAACAUGAAUCACUUGACUCUUUAAGGCCGUGACCAAAAUGUCUGAAACCAUGUAAACCUGCCUUCAUACUGUCACACUAAUUCUCUGUACAGCGUAUGAAUUAUUCACCAUUUUGUUAGUGCCAAGACUGAAUCAGUGUUAGACUGUAGGUAAAGAUAAACAUUAAAAACAGUAAUAUAGUUCCGGGUUGCUUUGAAUUUUAAAGUUUUUCAUCGUUACUCAGUUGAACUCAACGAUCAUGUAUCUCAUGCUGUAGAAUAUUUUACAUUGGUCCUUUGUUUUGUAUAUACUUUUGAGAUCUGUUUGAUAACUUUUUAACAUAAUGUUUUUAUGGGACUGUGCACUUAAACCUGCUUAUUUAUAUGUACAAAUGUGAAUAGUUUGGAUUUGUAAAGGUAAUGAUUCCUCAUCUAUUUUUCUUAAAGAAAAGGUGAUUAAAUUUGUUUGAAUAAACAAAUGACGAAUCUAAAAAUCUGUUGUCACGGGUGAUAGUUAUAUUUUUGGUUUAUAAUAUUUGUUGUAAAUUACGCGUGCACACAAACAACCAAAGACAGUUUUGCAGUUCUUAUGUUACAUGCAAUGAGAUGAUACAGUAAAAG
Toxotes jaculatrix (banded archerfish) is the source of this 6708-nucleotide messenger RNA. RefSeq lists its product as uncharacterized. Lineage: Eukaryota; Metazoa; Chordata; Actinopteri; Toxotidae. The record is from RefSeq and is a predicted model, not a curated record. Bases 4 to 4329 code for a protein of 1441 amino acids. Gene Ontology annotation, biological process: regulation of transcription by RNA polymerase II. Gene Ontology annotation, cellular component: nucleus. The transcript is spliced from 13 exons. Gene Ontology annotation, molecular function: DNA binding; DNA-binding transcription factor activity, RNA polymerase II-specific.